AUGGUGGAGGAACUUAUGUUGGCUGUUUCAGAUUUUGCUCCUUGCACAGGUUCAAGCGAUGAGUGGAGAUGGACGGCGACAACGGAUGGCUUAUUCACAACCAAGUCGGCAUACGAUCUCCUUGCGGUGAUCAAAGGAGAGCAACAAAUCCAGCCUUUGGAGCUGGCCAAAGUUUGGGAAGCUCCGACGCCGCAUAAAGCCAAAGUGACUGCUUGGAGAUGCCUGAGAAAUAGAUUGGCAACGUGUGAUAAUUUGCUUAGAAGAAACAUACAGCUCGGCAUUGAGGAGAGAUGGUGCAACGCUUGUGUGUCGUGUGAGGAGACAGCGGAACACCUGUUCUUACAUUGCCCGAAAGCAGAGGCGGUCGGGGAUCAGAUACAACAAUGGCUCAACAUCAAAACGGCAAAACCUAGAGGUAUUCUUCAACACUUCAUCUCCUUCAUUUCCGAAAGAAAAGGGAAGAAAGGCAGGAGAUUGCUUCUAGCGUUGUGGGUGGGAACUAUUGGGAUGUUAUGGAAAAGCAUAAAUGAAAGUCGAUUUCAGAGCAAGAUUAGUAAAAGCUUUGAAAUGUUCAAAAAUACCUUGUGGUCUUGGAGCUUGAACGCCCAACCAUCUUUGCACUCCAUUCCAGACAUCUUCGACUUUUGGGCAGCUAAUGAGGGUUUCCUGUUGAUUGCAGCAUCCAUUGCACAAAUUUUCCACUUCUCCAAUAGAGAUGUUUCGUCUCCUUAA
Messenger RNA from Salvia miltiorrhiza (redroot sage), 732 nucleotides. RefSeq lists its product as uncharacterized. The transcript is spliced from 2 exons. The record is from RefSeq and is a predicted model, not a curated record. The coding region runs from base 1 to 732 and encodes 243 amino acids. Lineage: Eukaryota; Viridiplantae; Streptophyta; Magnoliopsida; Lamiales; Lamiaceae.